This is a messenger RNA of Arthroderma uncinatum, 1518 nucleotides long. RefSeq lists its product as uncharacterized. The record is from RefSeq and is a predicted model, not a curated record. Gene Ontology annotation, molecular function: structural constituent of ribosome. NCBI's taxonomy places the organism in Eukaryota, Fungi, Ascomycota, Eurotiomycetes, Onygenales, Arthrodermataceae. Gene Ontology annotation, cellular component: mitochondrial small ribosomal subunit. The transcript has 2 exons. The coding region runs from base 1 to 1518 and encodes 505 amino acids.
AUGGCUUCUUCAUGCUGCUGGAGAUGCGUCUCCCACGUCCGUCCUGCGUACCCGUCUCGAACGCUCGCGCUACCAUCACAGUCUGCAUCUCUUCUCCGUACGCCAACGACCGCUUCGCCUUUUCAUACCAGUGCCACUCUCAAUGCUGCCGCGCCCAAGAAAGGGAAGGGUGGCCCUCCCGGUCCUAAAUUCCGUGAAUCUCGAACCACACGAGUUGUCCGAAAAGGAAAGACUGGCAGACCCGCUAGACGUACCCCAGAGGAACGUAAAGCUUUGAGCCAUCGAAUCGUGCUAAGUAACAACAAUGCGCUGGAAGUUACUGGUAUGCAGGAUCUGAGUGUUGCGAAUAUGAGUGACCCAGAGUUUAGGGCCCAGGUCGUCGGCCUACCGAUGAACUUGGUCGAUAGAUUAAGAGCUGUCGACGCCUUUAAGAGGAGCCAGGGAUGGGGCCUGUUUCGACGACCUUGUACUGUGGUAAGGAAGGAGACCGUUCAAUUGGGCGAAUUGAUUGAGCAGAUUCACAGUAGAGAUAACGGUUCGGAGGCGGUCAUGAGCCUUGUCACUGGCGGCAGGCGUACGGGGAAGAGUGUUCAUCUGCUUCAGGCUACUACCAUGGCGUUCUUGAAGAAUUGGGUUGUCGUCACAAUUCCAGAUGCUUGGGAUCUGGUCAAUGGAACCACAGCAUAUGCUCCUCUGCCUAGCUCAGACCCCAUCAAGUACUUCCAGAAAGACGCCGUUGCGAAGCUGCUCAAACGCAUGGCUGAAGGAAACGAGGAAGUCCUUUCCCAACUCCACGUUUCCCGAGCACACCCCAAUGUCAAGGAUCCCGAGACCUCUCUCUUCGAGCUUGCGCACAUCGGUAUCCAACAGCCCGAGAUCUCCUGGUCGAUAUUCCGCUCCCUCUGGUCCGAACUUACCGCAACUGGACCCGCGAUAGACACCAAUGCUGCUAAAGGCACGCGGCCAUUCAAGGCCCGCCCACAGCUUCUAGUCACCGUCGACAACCUCUCCCACUGGAUGGCAAAGACAAGUUACUACAGCUCCGAUUAUAAGCCUAUCCAUGCCCACGACCUCACGAUUGUAGAGCACUUCCUCUCCCUGGCUCGCAUGGAGCCCAAGAAGGCCCUUCCCAACGGUGGUCUCAUCCUUUACGCAAUGUCUGGCUCGAACUCGCUGACUGUGCCUUCCCUCGAGGUGGGAAUCAAGCAGGUUGCUGCUCGACAGGCUGGCGUCGAUCCUUCUUCCCCUGAUUACCCUAUGUUGUACCAUAAGGUGGAUGAGCGUGUUGCCUCACUUUUCGCAGAGGCAAAGUCGCUGGGUUACAUGGAGCUGCGUGGUCUGCCCAAGGACGAAGCCGCCGGUCUCUUGCGGUACUAUGCACAGAGUGGACUGAUGAGAGAGCGUGUCGACGGACGGUUGGUUGGAGAGAAGUGGUCGUUGUCUUCUGGGGGGGUGGUCGGUGAGCUGGAGCUGUUGGGCCGUCGUCUACGGGCUCUUCCCAUCACGGCUCAGGAGUGA